Molecule: messenger RNA, 3279 nt
Organism: Diaporthe citri
Lineage: Eukaryota; Fungi; Ascomycota; Sordariomycetes; Diaporthales; Diaporthaceae
Exons: 4
Coding region: 1-3279 (1092 amino acids)
Biological process (GO): carnitine metabolic process
Cellular component (GO): mitochondrion; peroxisome
Molecular function (GO): phosphopantetheine binding; carnitine O-acetyltransferase activity
Source: RefSeq, a predicted model, not a curated record
AUGGCCAACUUCGAGAAGCAGGCCACGUUUGCGGCCGUGGACACCUCGCACAUGUACAGGCUGCGCCCCAAAUUUGUGCGAAAGGGGCUUGACGAGAUCCUUGAAAUCAUUGACAGGGGCGACCUUAAACCGGUCCAUCCUGUGACGACCUAUCACAUGAGCCAGCUCGAGGACGCGUUCCGUCUGAUAGCCGCGCGUAAGCACGUGGGAAAGCUGGUGCUGGUCGCAGACGAGGACACGAUGGUACAGGCGCCCAGACCAAAGCCCGAACCACUGAAGCUCCGAGAAGACGGAACCUACGUUAUCGGUGGUGCCUUGGGCGAUCUGGGCAUGAGGAUGAGCCACUUGCUUGCCGAACGAGGAGCAGGCCACAUCGUGACUCUUUCACGCCGGAAUGUUGAUGCUGCCGAGCAGACGUCGUUGAAGCUGGGUAUCGGCAAGCUUGGAGCCCAACUGCAUAUCGUCAGGUGCGAUAUUGGUGACGAGGCAAGUGUCCGGUCCGCAGCCAAGGAGAUGGCUGACCUCAACCUCCCCGCCGUGCGAGGUAUCAUCCAGAGCGCCCUGUUGCUCCGUGACCAUCCCUUGGAGUACUUGCCGCUCGUUGAUUGGAACACUGCCAUGAAACCAAAGGUCCAGGGUACCCUAAACAUGCACAGUGUCUUUUGCAGCCCUCAAGACACAGACUUUUUCGUCAUGUUGUCUUCGAUUGCUAGCAUCGUCGGGGCGGGAUCACAAGCUACACAACAAUCAACGUCGGCGCCGUCGAGGGCUCGGAGCAGAUCAAGCGGGGCGCUCGAGCUCAACAGCGAUGUGGAGCGCAUUGUUGGCUCCGUGUCGUUUGACGAGGUGUUUGCCACGCUUGAGUACGCCAUGGCGCCGAAACAAGAUAACGAACCACCCAGGCCACCUCAGUGCAUCAUGACCUUCGACCGUGAUUCCAUGGAGGCUGCCAUGGGCGAGUCUGCACUCGACGACCACCUGUUCGACCACGUUCCCAGCCAGAGGAAGCUGGAAAACUCCCUCGGCGGCGGUAGUGGAGGCUCAGCCAAUGCGAGCCAGCGCGCAAGCCCAUCACAGGCCGUCGAGCGAGUCGGGACGAUCGACGAGGCAGAGGAAAUCGUCAGCCAGGGAGUGGCCGCCAAGUUUACCGCCUUCAUAGGAGAUGAGGUGCCAGACGACCAGACCGUUGCGUCUCUGGGGCUGGACUCGCUUGUGUCGAUCGAAAUCAAGAACUGGGUCAAGCACACCUUCAAGGCCUCGCUCCAGACGUCGGAGAUGAGCAAUGCUUCUAGCAUCAAGUCUCUCGCCAAGCUCAUCGUGUCGCGGAUGGACCUCAAGGGCAAGCCCGGUGGUAGACGGGACCAACAACAGCAUGUGACGAAAGAGGCCAAGCCUGGCACAGCAUCAAAGCCGUCGCCCAAAUCCGACUCUAAGCCGAACCACGACGACAAUGUUCCUAGCACCACAAAUGCCCGAAAGUCGGAUGCCACCACUCCACACGGUCUCUCUUGCUGCAAGCACUCAACCGAAGUACUCGCCCAGCACCUGCCCGACCUGGACGACGCGCUGGACCACCUCCUCGAGACAAGCGGGCACCUCUACAGUGAGGACAAGCUCGCCAUAAUCCAGCAAGGCAUCUCGGUCCUCCGGCCCGCCGACAUCCCGAUCCGCCGCGCCCUCUGGGAGUGGACCGCGGCGAACCCGUCCCUAGAUGGGCUGAUCAACGGGUGGUACAACGACACCAUGACGGACGCCCGGUGGAUGAGCAACCGCGUGCCGCUGGCGCCGUACCAGCCAAACAUGGCUACGCAACGCGACAGCAAGACUCCACAGUCGCAGGCCGAGCGGGCCGCCCUCAUCGCGUCGGCGGCCGUCGAGUUGAAGCUUGCCGCGGACGGCGAACGCGAGGGCGGCGCCGCCAUCGAGCCGGUGUGGAUCGCCGGCCGGCCCGCGUGCAACUCGCGGCAGGUCUACCUCUUCAACACUGUGCGCGAGCCAGGCGUCGGCAAGGACAGGCUGGUGACGUACCCUGGGAACGACCACAUCGCCGUGCUGAGGAGAGGCCGCGUGUUCAAGGUGACGCUGCGGGGAGAGGACUGCUCGGCGGCGUCGGUGGAGAAGCUCAGGCUCACAUUCGCGGCGAUUUCGGACGGGAGGGACGCGUGGGCCCAGACGCGGGCGAGGCUGGCGGCGUCGAGUGUUGCCAACGCCGAGUACCUGCGCGUGAUCGAGUCGGCGCUGUUCGUGCUUAGCCUCGAUGACGGGUGCCUUGAGACGUCCGAGGAGCGGGCGCGGGAUGGCUACGUUGGCGACGGUGCUAAUCGCUGGUUCGACAAGACUCUUCAGUAUUUCGUCAGUGGCAAUGGCCGUUCUGGCUUGAUCACCGAGCAUGAAGCCUUCAACCCAGCGCAUCUGUCUGAAAUGAUUGCCAAGGCUAUCGAUGACUAUUCUGAUGGUGAGGCGACUCCCCACAGUCUGGUCAACGGGAACGGGCCUGCUAUCAGCAAUGUUAACCUCGAGAAGGUCGUUCUGGAGACCACCAGCGGGGACAAAACUCACAUCGAGCUGCUUAGGGUCCGCUUCCUCGAGAACACCUCAAGGGGGGCAUACGCCGUCGAGAACUUGACCGAGUUCGGCAUCGACUUCCUGCUGCAAGCCAACAUGCCCGUCAAGCAGAUCGUCGACCUGACCUUCCAGCUCGGCGUGCACCUCCUGGUCGGGCGAAACCUUCCCACGUGGGAGUCGGUCAGCGUGGCCCAUUUCCACAAGGGCAGGAACGAAGUCAUCCAACGCGCCCCGCCGGCGGUCGCCGCCUUUUGCGCUGCCGCAGCGGAGUCAUCGACAGCGAGCGGCAGUAACAACCCCGAGCUGAUGUCCCUCCUGCAAACAGCCAUCAAGCAGAUGCACGCCGAUGUGCAGGGCGCGCUGCGCGGCCAGCGCAGCCACGUGCGGUACCUGGAGCUGCUCAACUGGCUGUGGCCGUCCGACACCGGCGUUCCCAAGCCGCAGCUUCUGAGCGCCGAGCUAUUCAAUGGCAGUCCCUACAUCCACGCACAGGUCAACGCGCUCGAGACGGAGAUGGUCAUUGACGAUUUUGUCAAGUUCUUCCACGGUAACCUCGACGGUUUCUGGUCCAUCAUGACGCCGAGAAAAGACUCGAUCCGCAUAUCUCUCACCAGCGGCUCCAGGGAGCGCGUACAGGGUCUCGUCGAGCAGUUGUACCGUGCUGCGGGCGUCGUAUGCGGGAUCAUUCAGGCUUCGCGGGGGCCUCAGAAGUAG